Molecule: messenger RNA, 1633 nt
Organism: Sesamum indicum (sesame)
Lineage: Eukaryota; Viridiplantae; Streptophyta; Magnoliopsida; Lamiales; Pedaliaceae
Product: phospholipase A(1) LCAT3
Biological process (GO): lipid metabolic process
Source: RefSeq, a predicted model, not a curated record
ACAACUCCAACUACCCUCAACUGUACACUCAACGUAACCCCAACACCCUACCCAUUCGGGUCAUUUUCCCGGGCCCUCGUGGUGAUGAUGCUCCGAGACCACUGCUGUUGUUGCUAUGGAGCUCCAAGCUCCGAUUCAGCAGACAUUGCCGACCGCGACCCAGUUCUGCUUGUGUCGGGUAUCGGUGGUUCAAUCCUCCAUUCCAAGAGGAAGAAAUUCGGGUUCCAAACCCGGGUGUGGGUCCGGAUUUUGUUGGCUGAUUUGGAGUUCAAGAAGAAGAUUUGGUCUAUUUACAAUCCUGAAACAGGGUAUACGGAGCCAUUGGACGACAGUGCUGAGAUAGUUGUGCCUCAAGAUGAUUAUGGGCUUUAUGCCAUUGAUAUUUUGGACCCUUCGAUAUUUGUAAAGUGUCUACAUUUGACCGAUGUGUACCAUUUUCAUGAUAUGAUUGACAUGCUUGUUGGAUGUGGGUAUAAGAAAGGAACAACAUUGUUCGGAUAUGGUUACGAUUUUCGGCAAAGCAAUAGAAUUGGUCAGUUGAUGAAUGGCCUAAAAGAAAGACUGGAGACUGCAUAUAAAGCUUCAGGAGGAAGGAAAGUUAACAUAAUUUCGCACUCAAUGGGUGGAUUGCUAGUGUCGUGUUUUAUAUCUCUAUAUGGUGAUAUCUUUUCCAAGUAUGUAAAUAAGUGGAUCACCAUUGCCACUCCCUUCCAAGGUGCCCCAGGAUGCAUCAACGACUCUAUACUCACUGGAAUGCAGUUUGUUGAGGGUUUUGAAAGCUACUUUUUUGUAUCAAGAUGGUCAAUGCAUCAAUUGCUGGUUGAGUGCCCAUCUGUUUACGAAAUGUUGCCAAACCCGAAUUUCAAUUGGAAGAAGCAACCAGAGAUUCAAGUAUGGCGAAAGCACUCUAAGGAAGGAGAAACUUCUGUUGUAUUGGAAUCCUAUGGCCGUCACGAAUGUGUGACUCUUUUUGAAGAAGCAUUAAAAAACAAUGAGCUAAAGUAUGACGGAAAAACAGUGGCUCUCCCUUUCAACUUGGCGAUUCUUAAAUGGGCUGCUGGUACCCGGGAAGUUCUCGAUGAAACUCAGAUUCCCAAGGGUAUUUCUUUCUACAACAUAUACGGAACAUCUUUCGACACACCUUUUGACGUUUGCUACGGUUCAGAAUCUUCUCCCAUCGACCAGCUAUCUGAGAUAUGUCAUACAACGCCAGAGUACUCCUAUGUAGAUGGUGAUGGAACUGUCCCCUCCGAAUCAGCAAUGGCGGAUAAAUUUGAUGCAGUAGAAAGAGUAGGAGUUGGUGCAAGUCACCGGGGACUGUUAAAGGAUGAGAAUGUAUUUGAGCUUGUGAAGAAGUGGUUAGGAGUUUCUGGAAAGGCGAGGGCGCGCUAUUCCAAGACUUCAAAAGUUAUGGAUGCAUGAUAUGUAAUUCUGAGGAGGGUUGACAGUGUCUGUACAGACAUCUGAAAUAUUCUUGGGAGCUUCUAAGAAUAAAUGGGGUAAUUCCAUCUGAAAACCUCAUGUAUGUCUGUCUGUAUGUAUUCUCAGACAUUUUGGGUUCAUUGUCUAAAUUAAUGGAACCUCAAACUCUUUGCAUUCUAUUUCACUUAAUAGAUUGUCGGGUUUGGACGAC